This is a messenger RNA of Fukomys damarensis (Damara mole-rat), 5132 nucleotides long. It is a transcript of the gene CUNH1orf159, whose product is annotated as chromosome unknown C1orf159 homolog. The record is from RefSeq and is a predicted model, not a curated record. NCBI's taxonomy places the organism in Eukaryota, Metazoa, Chordata, Mammalia, Rodentia, Bathyergidae. The transcript is spliced from 11 exons. The coding region runs from base 319 to 918 and encodes 199 amino acids.
ACUACAAGUCCCAGGCGUCGUAGCGCGGCCGCCGGCAGGGCGGGGGGUACGAAAGAGGAACCUGCGGGGCUAGGCUGACCGGGAGCAGGCAGGACGCUGCUGCUGAAGUCUGUGCUCAGAGCUGAGACACCUGGCAUAGCUGUUUCCACGCUGCAGUUGCCUUCGCCCAGGAAAAGUCACAUUAGAGGGUCAGGUCCAUGAGCUCCAUGUGACCCAGCAGCCCCAGCCGUGCUGAACAGUGACUGCCCUGAAGCCUGAGCCGAUGUCUGCAGCUCUUACCCUGGAGGGGCAGACCCUGCUGUCCUCUAGCUCCCUGGAAUGGCCCUGCAGUGCCUCGCUCUCCUGGCUGGCCUUCUGGUGGGAGUCGCCAGCACAUCCACAGAAAGCAAGGCCCAGCAGCCAGAGUGUUGUGUGGAUGUGGUGGACAUCAAUGCUACCUGCCCCGGCACAAACCUGUGUGGCCCAGGCUGCUAUAGGCAUUGGAAUGCAGAUGGGAGCAUCAGCUGUGUGCGGUGCAGGAAUGAGACCUUCCCAGCCUACAAUGCCUCGGAGUGCAGAAGCUUCACUGGCCGGGGUACUCAGUUUCCCAUGAACAGGAGCACAGGGACUUCUGGCCGGCCACAUUUUGGAGCUCCGCAAGUGGCUAUCUCCCUCUUCCUGGGAACAUUCUUCAUCAGCAUGGGGCUCAUCCUCUCUGUGGCGGGGUUCUUUUAUCUCAAGCGCUCCAGUAAGCUUCCCAGGAUCUUCUACAGGAGUGAUAAAGCACCAGCCCUGCAGCCCAGCGAAGCCGCUGUGAUGAUCCCUGCGGCCCAGUCCUCAGUGCGAAAGCCUAGAUAUGUGAGGCGUGAAAGGCCCCCAGACAGGGCCCUGGACACCUCUGCCUUCUCUGCGGUGGAUGCCCGCAUCAGCAAUGUCUGACUCAGAGGCCAGCUGAGACCCCACCUCCCUGUACCCUGGAGCCUGGGGCUGCCUGGAUGAGCUAGCAGAGGACCGCGUCACCUGGGGCCUGGGACAGGCCAAGUGUGGCUCCCACUGACCAGCUGAGCAGUCCUUUUGUCCCUCGCAUGCUGAUCAGCUAACGAACCAGGCACUUGGAAGCAAAGGGGUAGGGUACAAGCCUUCAGGAGACAGCCAAAAUUCAGGACCAGCUUGGCCUGCAGGUGCCCCUCAGAAGGGUGGGGAGGCCCCUGCCUUGAGCCUGUGACAGGCAGGGCUCUUACACCCGAGCCAAGGAGCCUCACAAACCCCUCUAAGGGGAGUGAAGCCAAGGCUCAGCCAUCAGGGAAGACAUGGUCCCCUGGGGCUGAGGCACCUCAGAGUGAACUGCCCCAUGGUGGCCCAGACUGCACACCAGGGCUGCUUGUCUCCAGGUGUUCCCUAGCUUUGCGUUGGCAUCUCAUUGUUGAACAGAAGAGGCCAAGGUGCUGCUAUACUCAGCCCGGGUCUUCAGCCCAGGCUGGGCAGACCGUCAUUCACAGGGGAAGACUGUAGCCAGCACAGACAUUCAUGUUGGGUACCCACAAUGAUGUGUCCAUCCAUGGGCUCCACCCCUGAAGCCAUAGGUUACUGGCCUCACUGGGCUGCCAAGGGUGUGUCAGCUGGUGGCCCUUGUCCAGUGCCACUGGAUGUGGGUUGCUAUGGAGGACGUUUCUUGGCGGCUACCUCCUUUGUGCUGGGCUUAGUGCAUGGUCUGGCCCAGAACUUGAAGUAUCCAACACUGUGUCCUUCAGUGUCUGGCUCACACUGGAGGGAUCUGACCCUGUGGCACCAUGAUGCACAUUUGGAGUUUACUUUUCAUCGACACUGACAGGAGCUUGCUUGGGGACUUGAGCUGACAGCUUCUUCCACAGCGAGGGUGAGGGCCACCCAUGUCAAGUCUGAUCAAGUAAACUCUUUGGAGCUUCUCUCUUGGUCUUCCUUACCAUCUCAAGGGUCAUCUGUUCCCUGCAUGUGAGAGGUGCCACCCCUAUCUAGGCCUAGGCCACCCUCCCCACCACCAUGUGCAAGGGACCAAGGAUAGGGAGGGGUGGGGAAGAACCCCUUUGUGCCUGGCCGGGAAUCUGAAAGCAGAAACCUCAGCUCAACUCACCUCAAGUGCAUGCUUGGCCAUGACCUGUUCCCCAGGUGCAGCCCCCUCACCUUUCAGGAUGUUCCAAGUGAGGGGCUUGCCUUGGCUGCCUCUUUGCAUGGCAAGCCCACCCCAUGAUGAAAGAAGGGAAGAAUGUGGUUGCCUCCUCCAAACUGCUCCAACUGCUCAGACCUGGCAGGGGUGUGUGGGCACCUCACAACCCAGAGCCCCUGGGAGGAGGCUACAGUAGUCACCUUUGGUCACUGUGUUCUGGCCAUCCACACCUAACACAGCACUCUCCAAACCUGUGAAAGGAUGGCUCUUUGGAGAGGCCUGGGGGCAUGAGGACAUUUCCUGACCGAGGAGGGCAGAGCACCUGGGAUACUGAGUCCUGUCCCUGUUUGUCACUGACCUGGGCCUCUAUCUCGGUACCUCAGACACCUACUAUCGGACUCUGGACCCUGGCCUGUGCUUCUAACCCCAGCCUGGAUACCAGAGAAGCACCAGGGAGCAGGACCCCUGCCAGAGCAUGGGGAGAAGCUUCAGACCUGGCCCUUCUGUCCUGGGGGCUGAGGACACUGCCCUUGAGACAUGAGAGGCAGCAGGGACCUGGGAAGGAGUCAGCCCCAUAUACCUCUUCUCUACACUUAGGUUGCCCAUGGGUCACACCAUCCUGAGCUGACCUGGCUGUUCUGCCCAAGCCAGAUGAAGGAUUUUGAGGUGGGGAAGGGGUCUCCAGACAUUUCUGAUAGGCCGGAGGCAGAGAAGGCAGCGUGGGGCACAGCCAGGGCUCCUUCCCCUGUCUCCCUGAGUGGCCCUGCACAAGCCCUUCUUCCCAGGCUGUGCUGGAGCCUCUCCCCUUUUAACCUGUGGUUUAAAUUGGAAACUAAGGUUUGGUCCAGUCCCUCCAGGUCCCUCCACAUUGGCUUUACUGGCACUAGGAGACACCUAGAGCUGACAGGGUAGGGGGCAGCAAGGAAGGACCCACAGCAGCACUCUGAGUGGUCUCAGGGUAGCUUGGGACAACUGGUACAGGGCAGGCCCAGCAGCUGGGUUGAGGCCUGUGGUGACCUUAUGCUCACUGCUGGUUGCAGGAGGGAUUCAAAGGGUAGAAGUCAGGCCAGGGCCAGCCCCAUGGGCACCUCUAACCCAAGAGGUCUGCAGGGAGGAAUCCCAGGCCUGAGCCAUAGGAACAGAUACACCUCCCAUAUUGAUGACUGGACCGCAGACUGUCCAGUUCUGAGCUGGUGGGGUUGGACCCUGAUGAGCCUGGCUCUGGGGGGCCUCACUGCCUGGCUACACCCAGGCAGGGCAUCAUCAGGACUAAGGCCCUGGUGGCAGGAGGGUUACGGCCAGGGUGGGCUCUGGUGAGAGCUGAUCCCCUCCUGGGCUCAGCUGCCCAGGACAGCUCAAUGUCCGGCCCAUAUCUGGUGCACAUCUGUGCAGACUUUGUCCAGGGAUCACUAUGGCUGGGGGUGGUGGUCAGGUCCCUGUGCGUGCAUUGGCACCCACAUGCCUCCCACAGGCACACUGCUUGCUGUGCUGUACUGGUGUGGGGGGCACAGGCCUACACAGUAUCACUCAGCUCCUGUUGUUACUUCUCUGCUUCCUGCUGGCCAGGGUGGGGACCAGGUGGGCCCAGCUACUGCCCUAGACACCUGUGCUGCUGGUCUGAGCUUCUCAGGGCCUGCCCCACACAUUCUCAGGCCUCACUGUCACCUGGCCUCUGGGCACUGCCUGUCCUCUGAGGAGCCCCAGUGACCUCAGAGCUUCGAUGUUCCCAGAAGCCCUCAGAAGGAUGUUCCUGAGCAGCCAGGACUCAGGGUGGGUCCUGGGCAGCAUGUGACAGAGUCAUGAGCUGCACAGACUCACUCCUGGGGAUGUUCUCACAGCAGGUCUCCAGGAUCCCAUGUCCUCAGCAACCCUGUACCUUCCUCCCUCCCUAGAUACCACACCUCUCCCUGGACUCCUUCCUGUGGUUUCCCUGUCAUGGACUAGCUGAGGAGUCUCAGGCCCUUCCUGAGCUCAGGUCUGCCUCUAAUAGCACCUUCAUCCCCUUAGCCCUCCAUAACCUGGCCCUCUGGGACUUGGCUUUAGUACCAGGAUGCAGAAAGCCAUACUGUGGGGGCCUUAGGUCCAGGCCACUGAGGUGACAGUGGGCCCCCAGGUAGGUGGGUAUGACAGCUGUGGGUCCAGAGCACAGCUCUCAGCAGCGAGGUCCACAGGCACCAAGUCCAGCUCACUCUGCUGAGAUCCACUGUGCUGGGCCAGGGUGAAGAAGCCUAACCCUAACUGUUCCCUAACCCUGCUGGAGAACAGUGUCCCUGUAGCCUGGAGACCUCACCCUGACCUCACCCUUGAGGCCACUGCUCAGGCCCAGCCCAGCUCUGACCUCUCAAACCUACUUCCUGGACCCCAGAGCAGGAAGUUCCACAAAGGCUAUGGAACUGGAGCAUGUGUGUGGAGAACAUGUUGGGAGGUGGGAGAGGGGGUGCAGGAAGGACAUGGGUGGUACAAGUGGACAGGGCAGCCAUCCGGGCUAGGGCCCACUCCAAAGUCAGUGCCCAUCUGAAAUGGGCCAAAUCCUCUUCCCAGGGAUAGGGGCUUUGUUCAUCUACUGUCCACCUUCCAAACUCCAUGCUGCAGAGGCCUGUGAUGCCUCAGGCCAUGCAGCUCUGACCCUCACCUGCUCUCCUCCCCACCCAUGCCUGGCCUGCUGGGGAGGGCAGGAGGCCAGCCAAUCCCUGGGCCCUGGCCACACCCUGGGUUGGUAUGACCUGGAGGGUAUAAAUACACCUGCCUGAAGUUGACAGCCUGAGAAACCAUAGCAGCCUGCAACAGAGCUUGGGACUAGACCUAGUACAUCCCCACACUGCUGAGGGUGUGCCUGCUAGGCUGGUGAUACAAGACAGCUGCUGGACACUGGCCUGUGAACAGACACCUACCAGGUGGAGCGGAGAACGGGGCUGAGGAGAGAAAUUACGCUUUUGGAGCUGCAGAGCCUAGAGGCUCAGAGCCCUUCUGUGGCUGGCAGAGAAGACCAUGCCCAGGAGCCGCUGACCCU